AGUACUGCCUACGCAUUUCUGUAGAUUGCCAUAACUACCCCGAGUCAACCACCUCGAACCGCCACACCCGUCAAAUGUCUGCUGCAGCUACCCGCCGCUUGGCAGACUCGAUCCCCAAAUGCAUGAAGGCAAUGCAGACGGUCUACGGGCCGUUUGCCCAGCUCUCCCCCGCACAAGCAUCUUCAUGGAUUCCUCCGCCGAUGGCGGAGGGACACCGCGGGCGAUACCUCUGGACUGACGCCUUCGGCGUCCUCAACCUCAUCACCCUCGGCACGCUCGCUCACAAUCCGACGUACACGACCCUAGCCGCCCGGCUCAUCGCCCGCGUGCACGACGUCCUCGGACGCACGCGCGACGGCACGCGGCGCCUCCCCGGCGCGACGGACGCGCACCCGCUCCGGGGCGGCCUCCGCAUCGGCAAGGCAAGCGACGAGGACGACCCGAGCGGGGACGGCGACGGGCAGUACUACCACUACCUCACCCUCUGGAUGUUCGCGCUGAACCGCAUGUCGCUCGCGGCGCGCGACCCGCGAUACAACGCCCUCGCGGUCGAGCUCGCGCAGGCGGUCCACCCACGGUUCGUGCGCGACAGGGACGCGGAGCGCCCGCGGAUGUGCUGGAAGAUGAGCGUCGACCUUAGUAGGCCCGUGGUGCGUUCGGAGGGGAACCUCGACCCCAUCGACGGAUACGUGGUGUAUGGCCUGCUCCAGCGCACGAACAAGGCGGACCCGAGCGUGCUUGCGCAGGAGGUCAGAGAGUAUAAGAAGAUAGUGGACACGAAGUGGAGGCAGUCUCUCUCGGACGACCCGCUCGACCUCGGUAUGACGCUGUGGACCGCGCAUUGGCUCGAAGGGGAAGAGGAGUGGGCGACGCAGCUCACCAACCGCGCUGCGAUCUGCACUCGUGUCCUUUUCGAGGACGGCUACUACGACCAGUCCAGAGCCUACCGCCUCGCGUUCCGCGAGUUCGGCACCGGUCUGGGCAUGCGAUGCCACACUGAAACGCGGCAAAAGGAACUGUCGGACGAGGAACAAGAGGACUGGGAGGCCUACUCGGAAAAGAUCCUCUCGACAUGGGAACCAGACAUCGAGCGUGGGUCCACGCACACGCCCGCUUCAUUGGUACCUAUCACGCUCGUCAUGUACUCCAGUGCGGUGAUCCCAGGCGCAUUCCACAGAGAUUUCUUCGAACAGCACUGAAGUGUACAUACUCUCUACGCUCAAAUCGAUUGAGCCGCGGUGAGGUUCAAACUACCUGUGCAGCAAUGGCCAUUAGCGCUCGUCGUAGAGGGUCAAAUGUAACGCAUACCUGGACCCAUACUCGUCGCAAAGAAGGCACAGAAGACCCGAAACGUGACAGAACCACUGCGUAUGUGAUAGGUAGCGGAUGGUCAUGGGCAGAACCCGGUCAACAAACAUUGGACUCAUACCUGUGCUGCAGCGCUCAAUCCGC
Messenger RNA from Fomitopsis serialis, 1452 nucleotides. RefSeq lists its product as uncharacterized. The transcript is spliced from 3 exons. Bases 75 to 1199 code for a protein of 374 amino acids. Lineage: Eukaryota; Fungi; Basidiomycota; Agaricomycetes; Polyporales; Fomitopsidaceae. The record is from RefSeq and is a predicted model, not a curated record.